Molecule: messenger RNA, 955 nt
Organism: Talpa occidentalis (Iberian mole)
Lineage: Eukaryota; Metazoa; Chordata; Mammalia; Eulipotyphla; Talpidae
Gene: SRP19
Product: signal recognition particle 19
Exons: 5
Coding region: 58-492 (144 amino acids)
Biological process (GO): SRP-dependent cotranslational protein targeting to membrane, signal sequence recognition; SRP-dependent cotranslational protein targeting to membrane
Cellular component (GO): signal recognition particle, endoplasmic reticulum targeting
Molecular function (GO): 7S RNA binding
Source: RefSeq, a predicted model, not a curated record
GUACCAGCCGCUUUUCUCACGUUCCGGGGUCCGCGCGCCGAGUGCGCCGCCGGGACGAUGGCCUGCGCGUCGGCGCGCUCCCCGGCCGACCAGGACAGGUUCAUUUGCAUCUAUCCUGCUUACUUAAAUAACAAGAAGACCAUCGCGGAAGGGAGGCGAAUCCCCAUAAGUAAGGCUGUUGAAAAUCCCACAGCUACAGAGAUUCAAGAUGUAUGCUCAGCAGUUGGACUUAAUGUAUUUCUUGAGAAAAAUAAAAUGUAUUCCAGAGAAUGGAAUCGUGAUGUUCAAUACAGGGGCAGAGUCCGGGUCCAGCUCAAGCAAGAAGAUGGCAGCCUGUGUCUUGUACAGUUUCCAUCACGUAAGUCAGUAAUGUUGUAUGCAGCAGAAAUGAUACCUAAAUUAAAAACAAGGACACAAAAAACAGGAGGUGGUGACCAAACUCUGCAGCAAGGAGAGGGGAGUAAGAAAGGAAAAGGAAAGAAGAAGAAGUGACUGGGUCUGAGUUUCAAGUAUGUGAUACUACUGUAAGAAAUAUGAACAGAGGCAUCUGGAACAAGCAGCUGUUUAUUUCCAUCAUUUUUCUGCACUAUGAACAUUUCUGCCUCCCAACUUCAGCCUCAGAGUUGACAAAGAAAUUUACAUCUAAAGUUUGCAUCUGAUUCUUAUGCUGUGUAAAAGAAAAUGUUAAUUGCCUUCCAUAGAGUUUUUGUGGAAGAAAGAAGCAUAUUUUUAAAUGAACAUGGACUCUACCAUAAGUUACUGUCCUCUAUGUAAACAUAUUUUAGAUCGAUAAGUUUGGUAAGAUUUUAAUUACACAUUUUGUUAACCUUUUAAGUUAAAUAAAAUUCGAAACUGACUUGUAGCUUCUGCUUGUGAACUCAUUAAUGUCAGUAGAGGACAUAAGAAUAAAAUGAGUAGUGCAAGGUUAAGUGUGAAAUUAUAGGAAUUUUUAGAU